GCGGACGAGCGGAGCCCCGCCGUGCCGCAGGGAUUGAUCCGGGCCGCCCGGAAGAGCGGGCAGCUCAACCUGGCGGGUCGCGGCCUCGGCGAGGUGCCCCAGCACGUGUGGCGGAUCAACCUGGACACCCCCGAGGAAGCCCACCAGAACCUCUCCUUCGGUGCUGCGGACCGCUGGUGGGAGCAGACGGACCUGACCAAGCUGAUCCUGGCCUCCAACCAGCUGCAGUGCCUGUCUGAGGAUGUCAGGCUGCUGCCCGCGCUCAGCGUUCUUGAUGUACAUGAUAAUCAGCUGACAUCUCUGCCUUCUGCUUUAGGACAAUUAGAAAAUCUUCAGAAACUUGAUGUCAGCCACAACAAACUGAAAAGCAUCCCAGAAGAACUGCUGCAGUUGUCACAUUUGAAGAGCCUUCUUCUUCAACACAACGAGCUGAGCCACCUGCCAGAUGGAUUUGGGCAGCUCGUCAGUUUAGAAGAAUUGGAUCUGUCCAACAAUCAUCUUACAGACAUUCCAACAAGUUUUGCUUUGCUCAUUAACUUGGUGCGACUCAAUUUGGCUUGUAAUCAACUCAAAAACCUGCCUGCAGAUAUCAGUGCAAUGAAAAGCCUAAAACAACUGGAUUGUACAAAAAACUACCUGGAAACUGUACCUUCUGAACUGGCAAGUAUGGCAUCUUUGGAGCAGCUGUAUCUGAGGAAAAAUAAACUGCGUUCCUUGCCAGAACUUCCUUCGUGCAAAUUACUGAAGGAAUUACAUGCUGGUGAAAAUCAGAUUGAAAUACUAAAUGCAGAAAAUCUUAAGCACCUGAAUUCCCUGUCUGUGUUGGAACUUCGAGACAACAAGAUAAAAUCAGUUCCUGAUGAAAUCACUCUACUCCAGAAGUUGGAGCGACUUGACCUUGCCAACAAUGAUAUCAGUAGAUUGCCUUACACGCUGGGGAACCUUUCUCAGUUGAAAUUCCUGGCAUUAGAAGGAAAUCCUUUGAGAGCCAUUCGAAGAGACCUUCUGCAAAAGCUGUCCCUUGCAGAGCCACGUGUGUUCCUGGCACUUGCUGUUGUGAUUAUGCUGCAGUUCACUGAACACCUCGAGCUGUUACAGCCGUCCUUGCAGCUGUAA
Meleagris gallopavo (turkey) is the source of this 1116-nucleotide messenger RNA. Lineage: Eukaryota; Metazoa; Chordata; Aves; Galliformes; Phasianidae. The record is from RefSeq and is a predicted model, not a curated record.